AUGUGGCUUCGCGACUUUUUGCCGGAUCUAAUUCCAACUGCGCGGAUUGCGACAUACAGCUACGAGUCAGACUGGCGCAGAGUGGACGUCAAAACAAAUCUACGCGAAUGUGGAGAGCAGUUGCUCAACGUGCUUCGUCAGAAUCGCUCAACCGAGAAGGAGGGUCGACGGCCGCUGGUAUUCAUUGGACAUAGCCUCGGAGGUCUGGUUAUUAAACAGGUCGGUGUGGUUUUGGCGCGAAUAGAUCCUGUACUAAGCUCUCCACAGGCGCUAGUGCUGGCCGACCAUGGUGAUACUUUCAGAGAUAUUCGAUUGUCCACGGCUGGGAUCAUCUUUCUUGGAACACCACAUCAAGGAAGCGACGCUGCAAUGUAUGGUGGCUGGCUAGCUCACGCCGCUGGAUACGAUAAGACGUUGCUCGAGUCUCUAAAAAGAAAUAGCCCUGCUCUUCAUAACAUUGCGCGGGACUUUGAAGCGAGCUAUAGUAAUGCUGAUAUCGUUUGCUUUUACGAAGACAAAGACGUGUCGUACGGACCCUUGAAGACCCAGUUUGUUAAUCAUCAGUCAGCCACCUUGCUCGGGAAAAGAGAAAUUUAUCUCUCUACGGAUCACUCUGGGUUGAACAAAUUUCGUAGCUCCGACGAUGAAAAUUUCCUCUUGGUGAGGCCAGAGAUCCAGAGAAUGGUUCAGAAGGCACCUCAAAGGAUCGAGGAACAAUAUCGAUCACACGCCGUGGGUACCGAAAAAGCACAAGGACCCCAAGAUCGCCGAGAGGACCAAGAGACGCUAUUACGCCAGACUUUAGCGUCAGAUUACAAGAGUGAUAAGGACCUGGUCUCAGAGAGGGUCCCCGGUACCUGCGAGUGGUUCUUCGAAGAUGAUAGAUUCUUGGAGUGGCGCGAUAGUAACAUUUCAAAACUUCUCUGGGUCUCCGCGGGUCCCGGAUGCGGAAAGUCAGUGUUAGCGCGGGCCCUAAUUGAUGAGAGAAGCCUCUGCACAAAUACCACGGCCCCAACCGUCUGCUAUUUCUUCUUCAAGGAUGGCCAAAAGCAGCGCACACGUGGUGCUAACGCACUCUGUGCUUUACUCCACCAGCUCUUUGAGAGCACCCGUCUUAUCACUCAUGCGCUCCCCAGUUAUAAAAGCUAUAGGAAAAAGCUACGAGACGCAUUCAGCGAGCUGUGGGAGAUACUGGUCAAGUCCGCCCAGGAUUCAGAGGCAGGUGAGAUCAUUUGUGUUUUGGAUGCUUUAGACGAAUGCGAGAAGAACGCAAGGAAUCAGCUUAUAGACAAGCUUGUCCACUUCUUUUCGCAAGCAGAAUCUUGUCAGAAUACGUCAAUACAACUCAAGUUCCUCGUUACUAGCCGUCCUUACGACGAUCUAGAGCAGAAUUUCCGACGGCUUUCGGGUGUCAGCACAUAUAUGCGUUUUGACGGUGACGAGAAAUCACAGAGGAUUGGCCAGGACAUCAACUUGGUGAUUGACGCCAAAAUUCCAUAUAUUACGGGAGACUUCAAGUGA
This is a messenger RNA of Letharia columbiana, 1521 nucleotides long. RefSeq lists its product as uncharacterized. The transcript has 4 exons. The record is from RefSeq and is a predicted model, not a curated record. Lineage: Eukaryota; Fungi; Ascomycota; Lecanoromycetes; Lecanorales; Parmeliaceae. Bases 1 to 1521 code for a protein of 506 amino acids.